UUCUCCUUUUGUUAUAUCAAUUUUAGUUAUUUAAAUAAUUUCUCACGUUUUUAUGUUUAAUCUGUUAACAGUGUUAACCAUCAAACUAAAUAAAUUAUAUACUUUUACACCAAUUACCACUUUAUUCUUUACUUGAAAAAAUAUGAAUCCCAUCGCGAAUCGGAUGGUUCGCUGCAACAAUUGAUAACCUCAAGCCUUCAGCAUUUUUAAUAAACUAAACAAAAUUUGUAUCUAAUAAACUACCAAUAUGUUUGUGCAAGAUCUAAAACUAGAGUUCUAUAAUGUACUUGUGGGAAAGAGAAUUUUAAUCAUUGUUAAUUAUGACAUCGAUGGUAUUUGUGCUAGCAAAAUUAUACAAUCCUUGUUUAAGUAUGAUCAUAUGCUGUAUUCGGUGGUGCCGAUCAUGGGUAUGGCUGGAAUGCAAAGAGCCUACACCGAAAAUCGAGAUGACGUUAAAUAUGUGAUUUUAAUCAAUUGUGGUGGUUGUGUUGAUAUUGUUGAUCUUUUGCAACCCGAUGAAGAAGUUGUAUUCUUUGUUUGUGAUUCCCAUAGGCCGCUCGAUGUUUGCAAUAUUUAUAGUGAUAAACAGGUUUGCAUACUUGGCGAUCCAGCAACGGAAGAAACGAUUCCCUCAUUUGAAGCAAUAUUUCGUGAGUCCGAUGGCGAAGACAGUGCUGAUGAAGAUGACGAUGAAGAUGACAAUGAAGAAGAAGGCACUACACGAAUGGAAAAGCAUGCAAAUCGUGUUCUCAAACAACGUGAACGUCGAACAUGGGAAAACGAAAGGGAUCGCAUAAUGUUUGACUAUUCCCAAUAUAGUUAUUAUGGAAGAAGUUCUGCUAUAAUACUCUUUGAACUAGCAUGGAAACUUACCAAAGACUCUCCGGAUCUAUUAUGGUGGGCAAUUGUUGGAACAACUGAGCAACUGAUUUUGGGCAAAAUAGAAAGUUCAACUUAUACACUUGAGAUCGAUAACAUUCAAAGUCAUGUAUCAAGAUUAACAACUAAAUCCUCCGAUCAAACACAAACACACAGUGCAUCUAAAAUAACAUUUGAAAAUGACUUGCAUUUAGCUCUAUAUCGACAUUGGUCGGUAACAGAAUCAAUGAGAAAUUCAAUGUAUUGUGCCUGUAAACUUAAGCUAUGGACUUUGCGAGGUGAAAAAAAACUUCACGAACUUCUGGUAGAAAUGGGUCUGCCACUAACACAUGCAAAACAAAUGUUCAACUCUAUGGAUCUCACAUUGCGUCAAGAAUUUCAUCAAAUGAUCGAAAAGCUCGCGGAAAAAUAUGGUAUACCUGAUAUUGUUUAUGGUUCUUUCACUCUGAAUUAUGGUUACCGUAAUCGAUAUUCAGCUGCGGAUUAUGUCUAUGCUUUGCUUGCCAUAUUAGAAUCCGUUAAACAUGACAAGACUCCAGAAGAUUGUUUUCUUGAAGCACUCGAUGGUCUAUCGAAAAGUCACAAAUCCAUCCUAACUGCUGGUAUUGAAAGUGCUAAACUGUUACUUUCGGCUAUAUUCCGUCAAGUGCAAAGCAGUUUAGAAGCCCAUCAGGUGCAUUCAGCUGGUCCAUUCUUUUAUUUUAUUUUAAAUGAAGAAAACAGUUACUUUUCUUAUCCAUUUGGAUUAACAAUGCUAGCAAAAUUCAUUUUAAAUGGUUAUGUGUCGACUUCAAGAAGUCGACGAGCUCCAGAAUUACCACUCAUUGUGAGUUGUCCAGUUGAUGCUGAGCGUGGACUUUGUCUUUUAGUUGGAAUACCCCCGGUUCGUGAGAAUUCGCCGAAAAGUUUUUUCGGCAAAGCCUUUGAACAAGCAGCUCAAAAAAGUAACUCAGUCAUAAGACAAGAUUUCUUUGAGCCAUCGUUAAUACAAAUUCGACAGAGUGAUUUAACUCGAUUUUUGGAUACAUUGACUGUUCUCUUGAGCUAAAAUCAAUGUUGACAACACAGUUUUAAUCUUUAAGUAGUAUUUAUUUUCAUUUGUUUUUUUUUUUAACAUUAAGGUCUAAAAAAUAAGCGAUCGCGUAUCUCUAGAUUUAAAAUCAAAAAAUGUUUUCCCCUGCAUUAAGUAGUACAAAAAUUUACAAACAAAACAU
Messenger RNA from Episyrphus balteatus (marmalade hoverfly), 2093 nucleotides. It is a transcript of the gene Cdc45, whose product is annotated as cell division control protein 45 homolog. NCBI's taxonomy places the organism in Eukaryota, Metazoa, Arthropoda, Insecta, Diptera, Syrphidae. Bases 248 to 1927 code for a protein of 559 amino acids. The record is from RefSeq and is a predicted model, not a curated record. Gene Ontology annotation, molecular function: single-stranded DNA binding; chromatin binding; DNA replication origin binding. The transcript is spliced from 3 exons. Gene Ontology annotation, cellular component: DNA replication preinitiation complex. Gene Ontology annotation, biological process: mitotic DNA replication preinitiation complex assembly; DNA replication initiation; double-strand break repair via break-induced replication.